This is a messenger RNA of Zychaea mexicana, 930 nucleotides long. RefSeq names its product protein AbnA. Gene Ontology annotation, biological process: carbohydrate metabolic process. The record is from RefSeq and is a predicted model, not a curated record. Lineage: Eukaryota; Fungi; Mucoromycota; Mucoromycetes; Mucorales; Lichtheimiaceae. Bases 1 to 930 code for a protein of 309 amino acids. Gene Ontology annotation, molecular function: arabinan endo-1,5-alpha-L-arabinosidase activity. The transcript is spliced from 7 exons.
AUGCUUUUCAAAAAGCUCAAGUCUUCUCUUUUCUUGGUAAGCUCGCUUCUGGCUACAAAGGCACUAGGCGCCUUUUGGGAAAUGGGUGGUGACAUUUACUGUCAUGAUCCAAGCGUUAUUAAGGAAGGCGACCGUUGGUACGCGUUCUGCACCGGUGAAGGUAUCCAAGUGUUGACCUCUUCGGAUUCAGGGGCAACAUGGGUCCGUGCUCCCCAGAUCUUUUUGUCAGAGCUCUCUUGGUGGUCUAACUCUGUCCCGCAGCAUUCUGGUUUGGAUGUAUGGGCUCCUGAUGUCGAAUACUUUAACGGACGCGUUUGGUUAUACUAUUCAAUUAGUACUUUUGGCAGCAAAGUUUCGGCAAUUGGCCUUACUUCUGCAACAUCUAUUGGCGCCGGGGCAUGGCGCGACGACGGCCUUGUAAUGGUUUCGGCCGAUGAUUAUAAUGCCAUAGAUCCAAACCUUGUAGUCGAUCAAUCGGGCAAUCCCUGGUUAGCAUUUGGCUCCUUCUGGGGAGGUCUCAAGAUUACUGCCGUCAACCCUUCGACAAUGAGACCUACCGGACCAAUUUACUCUAUUGCUGCACGUAGUUCUUCUCCCGCCAUUGAGGCUGCCAGCAUCAUUUACCACGAUGGCUACUAUUACUUGUUUAAUAGUAUAGACACGUGUUGCCAGGGUACAAGCAGCACUUACAAGAUCGCAUAUAGUCGAUCCACCAGCAUCACUGGCCCUUACUAUGACAGAAAUGGUAACCCUGCCAUGCAAACUGGCGGCACGGUCCUGGAUGCUGGCAAUGAACAAUGGAUUGGUCCUGGCGGAGAAGAUGUUUACGGAAAUGUCAUUGCCCGUCAUGCAUACGAUGCUUUGGAAAAUGGCGCUGCCAAGUUGCUUAUCAACGAUCUGAACUGGAGCAACGGAUGGCCAACUUACUAA